AAGUUCCAGAACCAGGUUAGAUAAGUUUAUGGGCAGGGGCCACAGAUGACAGGAAUGGGUUGGAAAUAGCCGGGUAAUUGGAACAGACAUUACAGCGAUUCAUUUAGUUAAAACAUGGUUGAAAGUACCAGAACAAGAUUGGAUAAAUUCGUGGAUGUGGGCCACCGAUGGCAGCGAUUGGUUUGAAACAGCUUUCUUUGAAUUAGGUGCUUCAUUUUAACAUCUCCGUGGUGCAGUGGUUACUGUGCCUAACUAUGAAUCUGUGGGCCAGGGUUCAAAUGGCAGGCACACAAGGCACCCAGCUGUUCAUUCUCUCUUUCGGGCUGGUGGAUAAAUGGGUACCUGGGGAAACCUGGGGAAGGGACAUCCAGGCAGCCAUCCAGAAGAGGGUCUCCCAAGUCACCGAACUUCAGGAGGAGAUCAAGGACCAAGAACAGAGUAAUCUGCAAUUAACUCAGCAGCUCACAGCCUCAGAAACCAAGCUGCAACACAUCCACCAGGCGUGGGACCUCAAGCAGGACAGCCUCAACAAAGAGAUCAAGGAGCAGAAACAGGUUCUCGAGGACCUGGAGCGCAACCAGACGGAGCAGGACAUUGUGUGCAAGGAAGUGAGUGAUGACGUGGCUGACCUGGACGGGCAGAUCAGACAGUCCAUGGAGGAGAUCCGGAACACCAACAUCAUGAUAAAGAACAACUACAAGCUUAUCCUCGAUGCUAUGGAGGAAGGCAACGUUGAGCUGAUGUCUGCCCUCACUGAGGCCACCAAGUGUGUGGAGAAGUUUAGGUCUGCAGAGUGACUCCAGUCCUCAGGCGGGCCAAGGCUUCAGAGGAUACCAGGCUGAGGAUCAAUGGGGAUUCAGUUCUUACUUCCGGACUUUAUAUUUUCUAAGGCUUAUGGAUUUACGCCUUUAUAUUUCCUAAGGCUUACGGUUAUACUAUAGUGUUACGUAGUGUUGUCGGGAGCAUUUAUUGGUGCAGCAGUUACUUGCAUCCUGAGUGUUGCAGGGUGUGGCUGUUACUCUGCACUCGUGUACCCAGGCAGGUUUUUACACACCUUUUCAGGCACUUGUGUACCCAGGCAGGUUUUUACACACCUUUUCAGGCACUUGUGUACCCAGGCAGGUUUUUACACACCUUUUCAGGCACUUGUGUACCCAGGCAGGUUUUUACACACCUUUUCAGGCACUUGUGUACCCAGGCAGGUUUUUACACACCUUUUCAGGCACUUGUGUACCCAGGCAGGUUUUUACACACCUUUUCAGGCACUUGUGUACCCAGGCAGGUUUUUACACACCUUUUCAGGCAAGGUAUUUUGCUUUCAUAUCUUCACCUUAGUUUCAGGAUGUCAUUUUCACCUUUUGUAGAUUUUUUGUAUAUUGCAAACAUUUAUUUUACUAAACUUCUACAAAUUUUGGUGAUUUUCCUUCCAUACUCUGUCUUUCACUACAGUGGUAAUAUAUGUAUAUCUCCAUAGUAAAACUCUAAUGCUAAUAA
This is a messenger RNA of Eriocheir sinensis (Chinese mitten crab), 1494 nucleotides long. RefSeq lists its product as uncharacterized. Bases 255 to 797 code for a protein of 180 amino acids. Lineage: Eukaryota; Metazoa; Arthropoda; Malacostraca; Decapoda; Varunidae. The transcript has 6 exons. The record is from RefSeq and is a predicted model, not a curated record.